Messenger RNA from Humulus lupulus (European hop), 1726 nucleotides. RefSeq lists its product as uncharacterized. The record is from RefSeq and is a predicted model, not a curated record. Bases 178 to 1428 code for a protein of 416 amino acids. The transcript has 4 exons. Lineage: Eukaryota; Viridiplantae; Streptophyta; Magnoliopsida; Rosales; Cannabaceae.
UGUAAUAAUAACCUAACCAACAUACAACUAAUUAUUUUUAAUAUAACUAUCAUCAACGGCAACCUGCAUAAAGUCACGUCACAGUAUAUAUAUAGCAGCACUUCCAUCGCUUCAAAGCUGUGCCCUGUGAUCUUUGGUUAUUGUCGUACCCUAUACUGUUAUCUUUGGCAGAACAAAAUGGUGCACCCUUUCAGAGGCAGGUCUUUAUCAGUAGCAGCAUUACUAGUAGUAAUACUACUAGUAUUCACAUCGACCAUAUCAUGUUCAAAUUCUCUUCAAAUGACUAAGAUGAAAUCAAUGGUUUUUCGAUCCCCGAAGAUUGAGCUGGAACCAGGAUCAGUGGCGAACAAAACUUUCUACAACAUUGACUUUCCAAGAGGUCAUAUUGCUCUCAAGAGUUUUAUUGCUGACGUGGUUGAUGAGGCAGGGGACCCUAUUCCUCUUCAUGAAACUUAUCUUCACCAUUGGGUCAUUGUUCGAUCUUAUCAACCCAAAGAUGUCUUUCAGAAACAUAAUAUGUCAAAAGUCAUAUUUGUCCGAAAUAGUGGAAUAUGCCAGGAUGAUAUUCUUGGGCAGUAUUAUGGUAUUGGCUCCGAAGCAAGAAAAACGCCUACUUUUGUUCCUGAUCCUUAUGGAGUUGAAGUUGGUAAUCCUGCUGAAAUCCCUGAUGGCUAUGAGGAGAGAUGGCUGCUCAAUGUGCACGCAAUCGAUACGCGAGGCGCGGUCGAUAUAUUCGGAUGCACUGAGUGCAGAUGUGAUCUGUAUAACAUCUCCAAGGAUGAGUAUGGUCGGCCUCUGAGGUCAGAUUAUAAAGGAGGCCUUUUGUGUUGCUAUGACCAAACACAAUGUAGAGUGAGAAAAGGCUUUCAGGGGGUCAAGAGAAGCCUCUACCUCAGAUAUACUGUGGAAUGGAUUGAUUGGACUGAUUCUGUUUUGCCGCUGAAGAUAUAUAUUCUUGAUGUUACUGAUACCUGGAAUGGUUUGAACUCUGCUAAACAUGAUUGCCAAAUCGAAUACGAAGUUGUGGAGUCAUGCAAUGACACUGGUAUGACUGGGGACAGAUGCAUCGACACCAAAAGCACAAGGGUCAGCAUACCAACCGGUGGAUAUGUUGUGUAUGGUGCUGCUCAUCAGCAUCCCGGGGGAGCUGGUUCAACAUUAUAUGGAGAGGAUGGAAGGGUGAUAUGUUCGUCGAAUCCAAUCUACGGAAAAGGAAAGGAAGCAGGGAAUGAGGCCGGUUACGUUGUGGGAAUGUCUGCUUGUUAUCCUAAACCAGGCUCAGUCAAAAUACUCGAUGGUGAGACAUUGGUUCUUGAGUCCAAGUACAAUAGCACCCAAUCACACACUGGAGUUAUGGCGCUAUUUCACAUUUUCAUUGCAGACCAAUUGCCCAACACAUUGAAGAUCUCUGGUCACUCUCCUGUCUGAGUUGUUGAGUGUCUGUUUUUACUUUUGUAAUCUAACGUUGUUUACUUGUCUAUCUUUAAUAACCAUACCUCGCGUGUGAAUUCCAAUGUCACGUGUUGCUUUAAACUUAUAUUCUGUAAAAUAUGAUGUGAGAAUGGUUGUGCCUGGUUUCUGUUUAAUGGUAGCAACAAUAUAUACUGGAAUUUAUAAUUAGUUUAAAUAUCAUUAUGUAUACUCUGCAGUCAUGAGUAGAAAAGUAUAAGUUUGUUAUGUAAUAAAAUAUGAGUUAUGCAUGUAAUAAAGUUCACCUUUUUGCUUA